This is a messenger RNA of Branchiostoma floridae (Florida lancelet), 1757 nucleotides long. RefSeq names its product 26S proteasome non-ATPase regulatory subunit 13-like. The transcript has 12 exons. Gene Ontology annotation, biological process: ubiquitin-dependent protein catabolic process. Gene Ontology annotation, cellular component: nucleus; cytosol; proteasome regulatory particle, lid subcomplex. The record is from RefSeq and is a predicted model, not a curated record. Gene Ontology annotation, molecular function: structural molecule activity. Lineage: Eukaryota; Metazoa; Chordata; Leptocardii; Amphioxiformes; Branchiostomatidae.
GAGAGUUGCUUCUCGGCGAGAUUUACCGAGACUCGCCAUUUUGUAGUGAAACCGUGCUGUGAUACGGAACCAUGCGGGACGUGCCGGCUUUCCUCUCCGAGCAGAAGGCUCUCGGGCCGUCCGACCUCUCCACCGAGUGGGAGAAACUAGAGGAGCUCUACAACAAGAAACUGUGGCAUCAGCUCACCCUCCAGCUGACGACGUUUGUGAACAGUCCCCACUUUGCACAAGGAGAUGGGCUACUCAAGAUGUAUGAGAAUUUCCUGGUGGAUUUUGAACACAGAAUCAACCCCUUGUCUCUGGUGGAAAUCAUCCUGAUCAUAAUCAAACAGAUCAAAGACCCAGCUGAAGCCGUCUCAUUCCUGGAGAAGACUAAGGAAAAGGUGAAGGGGAAUGAGGAGGCCGUUAUCCUGUGCAUGACUACGAUGGGCACCAUCCACCUCCGUCAGAACUAAUAUUGUCAAAUUCCUCUCUUCCAGACCAUAGUAGAACAAGCGGGCGCUAUGGUUGACAACAUCGACGGGGUGACCACGGUCCACGGGCGGUUCUACGACCUCUCGAGUAGCUACCACCGCAUCAUGGGGUCGCACGCCGACUUCUACCGCGAGGCGCUCCGCUUCCUGGGCUGUAUGGAGAUCACAGACAUCCCUGUUGACGAGCAGCGUGAACGAGCCUUUAACCUUGGCCUUGCAGCGUUGCUGGGUGAAGGAGUGUACAACUUUGGAGAGCUGCUGGCCCACCCCGUACUUGACUCCCUGAGGAACACAGAUAAGCAGUGGUUAGUGGACCUGCUGUACGCCUUCAACGCCGGCAACCUGGCAGCCAUCGAGAAACUGCGCCCCAAAUGGCAGGCACAGCCUGACCUGGCAGCCAAUGAGCUGUCCCUGCAGCAGAAGGUGCGGCUGCUGUGCCUGAUGGAGAUGACCUUCACACGACCUGCCAACAACAGACAGCUGACCUUCCAGGAGAUUUCUAAGGAGGCCAAGCUGCCCGUGGAAGAGGUGGAACUGCUGGUGAUGAAGGCGUUGUCCCUGGGGCUGGUCAAAGGUCAUAUCGACCAGGUGGACUCCAAGGUGCACAUGACAUGGGUACAGCCUAGGGUGCUGGACAUCUCACAGAUCAGGAAGAUGAAGGACAGGUUAGACAUGUGGUGCGGAGACGUCAACUCCAUGGAGAUGAUGGUGGAGGUCAAAGCAACCGACCUGCUGACAUAGGUCAUAGUGCAUCGAUUAGGUCAAAGUUCAGGGUUAAUAUGUCAUGGGGACGAGGGAAACUAGGAAGCAAACUUGCUGUAAAUCUUGACACUGCAAAUUUGUGUUUCCAGUGAAUUUCUACUGUUCUAAAGAAUUGUGCUGACUUUGAACUUGAAGCAGAUUGAAAACCACGACAUUAAUUCCCUGCGAGAAAAGUGAAUUUACUGUUACAGUACUUCACAUAUAUUAUCUGUACUUUAAAGCAGUACAGGAAAGGGGGGUCCUUCAAUAGUCUAUGUUCUUGUUCUGUAAUAAUUAAUUACCACUUUCAUCAGUAGAGAGUUGGAGGAUAGAUAAAACACAGCUACAAAAUAGUGUCAAGAAUUAUACUAACAGUUUUUGUAUGUCAUCUGUUGAAAACAGUUAGACAUUGACCUUAUACAUACAUAUAUACACAGCCUAUAUGUUAGAUGCAUUUUUUAAAUUAUAAGUUGUGUUUACAAAUGACAUUGUGUAUGUAACCAUGGUAACAGAUGAAUAAACAUCUUGUCUAUCUGCUGACAA